AUGUCUUCAGAUCCAAGCAGCGAAGCCAAUACAAACAAAGAGGCAGCUCUACCCAGCAGUGCUAUAGACAGUGAAUCCAACGCUGUUGAACCUCCCAAGCCUGAGAUCACAAAGCCCACGGGUCCUCCUCCACCUCCCAAUGGUGGGCUCACAGCAUGGCUUCAGGUCGCUGGGGCCUUCAUGAUCUUCUUCAAUACUUGGGGACUGAUAAAUACCUUUGCUGUCUUCCAAACGUACUAUGAAUCGGGGGCCUUGUUCACUCAGUCCUCUUCCAACAUCGCCUGGAUCGGAUCUAUCCAAUGCUUUCUCCUUCAGUUAACUGGCAUCGUCGCGGGCCCUAUCUACGACCGAGGCUACCUUCGCUUACUUCUCCUUACCGGUAGUUUUCUCAUUGUAUUUGGCUAUAUGAUGCUCUCCCUUUGCAAGGAAUACUGGCAAGCAAUGCUAGCACAGGCUCUCUGUGUUGGGUUCGGCAGCGGUCUGCUUUUCACACCGACUGUCUCGCUACUCCCGACGUGGUUCAGUUCGCACCUCGGCCUGGCGGUUGGCAUUGGUUCUUCGGGUGCAUCGCUUGGUGGUGUCAUCUACCCCAUUGUGCUCUAUCGACUCAUCGACCACAUCGGUUUUCCUUGGGCUGUCCGAACCGUCGCCUUCAUUGCGCUUGGAACAUUCAGCAUCCCUGUGAUUGUCAUGAAGCAGCGCAUACGUCCGCCAAAGCCUCGCGCUGUCAUCGAUUGGGCUUCAUUUACCGAUACACCCUAUAUUAUCUUCGCAUUAGCCGUCCUCAUUGUGUUUAUUGGUAACUCGGUGCUCAUCUUCUACAUCUCCUACUACCCGAUCAACAAGGGAUUCACGGAUAGCUCAUUGGGAUUCUACAUGGUAGCGAUUUUCAACGCAGCGUCAAUCUUCGGUCGAAUCGCCCCCAACGCACUAUCUGAUCGCAUUGGGGUAUUUAAUACAUUUGCGCCUAUGGCUCUUAUUCUGAGCGUUACAGUCUUCUGUAUGCUCGGUGUCACCAACACGGCGGGCAUGGUAGUAGAGGCCGUGAUAACAGGAUUUUUCAGCGGUGUUAUUGUGGCGUUACCGCCGGUAUGCUUCGCUAUGCUUACGCCUAACAGGGCAUUGAUUGGUACACGCGUUGGGCAGGGCUUUGCCAUUGGAGGUCUGGGCUUGUUAAUCGGCGGACCAAGUGCUGGUGCGAUUCUCGGGACGACUGGCUCCCUCAAUUGGACUGGUCUUUGGGUAUACGGAGGUGUAACCAUCGCUGCGGCUGGAUUCAUCAUCGUGUUUGUUCGCGUUCUGAAAGCAGGGCCCAAGUUGUUGGUCAAGGCUUGA
This is a messenger RNA of Talaromyces amestolkiae, 1335 nucleotides long. RefSeq lists its product as uncharacterized. NCBI's taxonomy places the organism in Eukaryota, Fungi, Ascomycota, Eurotiomycetes, Eurotiales, Trichocomaceae. Gene Ontology annotation, biological process: transmembrane transport. Gene Ontology annotation, cellular component: fungal-type vacuole membrane. The transcript has a single exon. The coding region runs from base 1 to 1335 and encodes 444 amino acids. Gene Ontology annotation, molecular function: transmembrane transporter activity. The record is from RefSeq and is a predicted model, not a curated record.